Haemonchus placei is the source of this 426-nucleotide messenger RNA. Lineage: Eukaryota; Metazoa; Nematoda; Chromadorea; Rhabditida; Trichostrongylidae. The record is from the annotation of a GenBank genome assembly.
UUCAUUGAAACUAUUAAGGGAAUAAUUUGCCAUUCAGGAGAUGUACCUUUUCCGAAGACGUGUGAUGAAUUCGCGAACCGAACGGAUCAAGUCAAAACUAUUUAUAUCAAUAACAACCCUAUUGAUGUGUACUGUCAAUACGGUACUUCCGGAGCUUACACACCUGGAAAAGGAAAUAACUUCUGGCUUGGACUCGACAAUAUGGUUGCUUUAACAUCUCAAGGCAAUUAUGACCUCAUAAUUGAAGUCUGUUGUGGAGGAACCAAUUCAAUUCAGUUUUACAGGAAUUUUACGGUAACUGCAUGGACUUUCUUGAAUCUUACUAGGCUCCACAAGAACUUUAAUGCCUUGACAGACCAAAACUUCUGCCGAAACGGUCCGCCAAGUUGGCGUUCCGGAAUAUGCCGUGCAUUUGACUUCGCGUAG